AUAUUGUAUUGUUUCGUUCGAUCCUCCAGUGGCCUAUGAUGAGGAUUGUGCAAUUGACCACUUGCAGGUUUCUCCCUUAGGGAUUCUGCAGCUGACUCCAUGCCAGGACGUUCUGAUCUGAUCGAUCGGAUCGUCGAUGGUCGCAUUAACGCGGAUCAGGAUCUCAGUGCACCAGCAAGAAGGAAAUACAGCUUAUCCUCUUUGGAGGACUUGCCACCAAAAAGGCAAGAGAGUCCUGUACCCGUCCGGCCCAGAAGGAGAGCAGAGAGCCCCAGUACACGGCCAAGAAGUGAAGGGCAAAAGCUCAAAAGAUCCGACACUUGGAACUCCGCCAGUGGCCGGAACUCUGCACGGCCAGCAGCUGUACCGAAGCUUCAGAUGCCUGGAGCAACAGCAAGCGGAAGUCGUCGAGGUUCAGAGAAGCCACAAGAAAAGCCCGUUGAAGAGACGUCGAAGUUGAUCGCAGAAGUACAGACUAUGAAGGCUGCCCUCAGACAAGAAGAGGACCAACUGCACCAGCUACGCAAAGCCUUGAACAAGGACUCCUCACCUUCACCAACAGAAACCGCCUUCUCUGGCCCUGGGUCACCGCAGGAAGAAGUGCUACAGCUCCCGAACGCGGUUCCGGAGAAGGACUCAGCACCUUCACCGACGGAAUCUAUCUCGACCGGGCCAGUGAAGGCGAAGAAGAAGGGUGGCAUACUCCCAUCUUGGAUGCGAAACCUGAUUGACAAGGCGAAUCAGCUCAUGCGUCCUGCGGCAGCCGACUACUUUCCUGAGAAGCAACGCCUCACAACAGCGGACAGCGUGGACGGCAGCGCUGGUUUACAGAUACAGAGCCAGGCCCGAGGAAAUCUGAAGUUUAGCAUAGUUUAGUUUAGCAAAGAAUUGAACGUUGAGCCAUGUUCCGGACAUGUCGAGAGAAGGAAGCUCGGAGUAGAUUCCAGAGCUGUGGGGACAUACGAUAGUGUUUGUGUGUGUGUGUCUUCAAAAAGUACUUGCUUCCGUUUCAUGAGACUCAAGACCUGCCCAGUAAUGCGACCAGAUGAGAUGCGUUAGGGCAUGAGAUGCUUUAGGGUAAUCCUUCUACAUCCUUCUACCAAUUCUGUGAGCAGACCUAGGAGCAAGGACGCUACUAGGGGCUCCUGGCCAUACUACUAGGAGCAAGGACGCUAUUAGUAACAAGGGCAUCGCUACUAGGAGCAAGAACGCUACUAGGGCCUACUAGGGGCUUUACAAGGAUGAAGUCUUGCUUUUUGGGCUCGGCGAAACAGGGCUUUCAGGCUCGGCGAGCCUCAUUGGUUCGGCGCAACUCAAGGGCAAUCACGGCGCCGGGCCUUAAAAAGAGCCGUUCCUCGCUGGCACAAGGGAAAACCAUUGAAAAAAGAGGAAAAGACAUGUGAGUCAAAAAAACAAACCCGGGAAUAUGUAUUAAGUAAGGAAUGUUCCCAGAGGUUCAGAAAUCGCUUGGCCACCGCUUGGUAUUCUGGUGUUUAAAGUGGGUAUGUUACCUCGUCGCGCUAGCAAAACGCAGGGUUGCGCUAGGUUUGGCGCUAGGAUCAAGUACUUAGGUAACUUAGAAAAGAUUAACAAACAAGAGCUGAUUGUAACGGUCACUCACUGGUGCACAUACACACGCACACACCCGCACAGGCACAAGAGCAGCAACUGUUUGAAAGGCAGCGCGCGCUGAAAAAGGCAGCAACUGCUUGAAAGGGAGUAACUGUUUGAGAGACGAGAAAGCGAG
This is a messenger RNA of Durusdinium trenchii, 1747 nucleotides long. The record is from the annotation of a GenBank genome assembly. Lineage: Eukaryota; Dinophyceae; Suessiales; Symbiodiniaceae.